Maudiozyma barnettii is the source of this 558-nucleotide messenger RNA. RefSeq names its product peptide-methionine-S-sulfoxide reductase (gene MXR1). Gene Ontology annotation, biological process: cellular response to oxidative stress. The transcript has a single exon. The record is from RefSeq and is a predicted model, not a curated record. Gene Ontology annotation, cellular component: cytoplasm. NCBI's taxonomy places the organism in Eukaryota, Fungi, Ascomycota, Saccharomycetes, Saccharomycetales, Saccharomycetaceae. Gene Ontology annotation, molecular function: peptide-methionine (S)-S-oxide reductase activity. Bases 1 to 558 code for a protein of 185 amino acids.
AUGAGUGCUACUUUACUGGCUAAAAACAUUAAAUUCAACCCUUCCACGGAUAAGUUGUUGACUGUCGCUGCUGGUUGUUACUGGGGUACCGAACAUGUCUUCAGAAAACAUUUAGGCGAUAAAAUUAACGAUUGUAAGGUUGGUUUUGCCAAUGGCAACGACGAAAAGAAAGAUUUAGGUGAUUCUAUAUCUUACAAGAGAGUGAAGAAAGGUGACACAAAUUUUGCUGAAGUAUUACAAAUAUCUUAUAAUCCUACUGUGAUUUCAUUGAAAGAACUUGUGGACUUCUUCUUUAGAAUUCACGAUCCAACAACUGUGAAUUCCCAAGGUCCAGACGUUGGUACUCAAUACAGAAGCGGUAUAUAUGCUCAUUCUCCAGAGGAUUUGGUGGAAAUUAAAGCAUUAAAAGCACAAUGGCAACCAAAAUGGGAUAACAAAAUUGUUACUACUGUUGAAUUGAUCAAUAAUUUCUAUGAAGCUGAAGAGUAUCACCAACUAUACUUAGACAGAAACCCAGAAGGUUACGCUUGCCCCACUCAUUUUGUUAGAGAUAUUUAA